GUGGCGAUGCACAUAAACCAGAUAACACAAAAACACGUGUACUACUCUUUGCCACCAGUCCCCUCCUCCACUUCGAUGAUGAAUUGCUGAACUGCAAGCUCGCUCGAACUUGAUUCUCCUUCCUCAUUUAGUGGCAGACAAUCAUAUCCAAUCCAGCUGCUCAAUAUCUUCCUUAUGAUGGCACUUAAUUCAUCGUCACUACUUUCAAUUAAUCCUCUCCACCCAUCUUCCAAGAUUUCAAAUAUGCUGAAUUUUCAACCAAAGCCUUUUCCCGUUGUCUGCCAAAUGAACUCAAACAAAUAUCACCCUCAAGAGGUUGGGUUGCCAUAUGUCAAUGCAGAAUCCAAGAAAUGGGGAAAACUGAUUUCGACAACGUUGGCAGCUGCGGUUAUUGCCUUGAGCUCUGACAUGUCUGCCCUUGCUGAUCUUAACAAAUAUGAAGCUGAAUUGAGGGGUGAAUUUGGGAUAGGAUCCGCUGCCCAAUUUGGUUCUGCUGACCUCAGGAAAGCAGUGCAUGUGAAUGAAAAUUUCAGAAGAGCCAAUUUCACAGCUGCUGAUAUGAGAGAAUCUGAUUUUAGCGGUUCAACUUUCAAUGGUGCAUAUCUUGAGAAAGCAGUUGCUUACAAGGCAAAUUUUACAGGUGCUGAUUUUAGUGAUACACUGAUGGAUCGCAUGGUUCUUAAUGAAGCCAAUCUCACGAAUGCCAUUCUCCUGAGAACAGUCCUCACCCGGAGUGACCUUGGAGGUGCCGUCAUCGAAGGUGCCGACUUUAGUGAUGCUGUGUUGGACCUUUACCAAAAGCAGGCUUUAUGCAAGUAUGCUAGUGGCACAAAUCCUGUAACUGGAGUGAGCACAAGAGCAAGCUUAGGUUGUGGGAACAAACGACGAAAUGCUUAUGGCUCUCCAUCAUCUCCCCUGUUAAGUGCUCCACCACAAAAACUGCUUGACAGAGAUGGUUUCUGUGAUGAAAAAACAGGCCUUUGCGAUGCAAAAUAGUUGUUGUAAUCCCUGCUACAACAGACCAUAUUUGUGUAAAUAUACCAGAGACUACAAAUGAGGCAUUUGUUUUCCUUUUGGACUUCUGAGAGCAUAUAGGCAUUGAACAGAUGAAGCCCUUUCUUGAACUACCCUAUAUGUUCUAUGUUGGGAUCUCGGUCUCUGUAGAAAGUCAGAACCUAUUUUGUGCAAACAUCUUUCUCCAUGUAAUAUCUACUUCCUAAUUUGCUGGAUAUAUAUAUAAUUAUCCUACCUGUUGGUCUCGAUUUCCCAUCCAUAUGACAUAGUACUUUCAUGCAACUUGA
Gastrolobium bilobum is the source of this 1301-nucleotide messenger RNA. Its product is annotated as thylakoid lumenal protein TL20.3, chloroplastic. Lineage: Eukaryota; Viridiplantae; Streptophyta; Magnoliopsida; Fabales; Fabaceae. The coding region runs from base 175 to 996 and encodes 273 amino acids. The transcript has 7 exons. The record is from RefSeq and is a predicted model, not a curated record.